Messenger RNA from Dromaius novaehollandiae (emu), 2513 nucleotides. RefSeq names its product BOP1 ribosomal biogenesis factor (gene BOP1). NCBI's taxonomy places the organism in Eukaryota, Metazoa, Chordata, Aves, Casuariiformes, Dromaiidae. Gene Ontology annotation, biological process: maturation of LSU-rRNA from tricistronic rRNA transcript (SSU-rRNA, 5.8S rRNA, LSU-rRNA); ribosome biogenesis. Gene Ontology annotation, molecular function: protein binding; ribonucleoprotein complex binding. The coding region runs from base 164 to 2338 and encodes 724 amino acids. The transcript has 16 exons. Gene Ontology annotation, cellular component: PeBoW complex; preribosome, large subunit precursor. The record is from RefSeq and is a predicted model, not a curated record.
CCUCCUCCCUCCGGGACCGGCGCGCUGCAUGCCGCCGCCGAGGCGGAAGCGGAAGAAGAAUCAGGAAACAACCGGGCGUUGGGGGGGAGGGGCGGGGCGCCGUGACCUCUGACCCGCGCGCACGUGGCCGGCGGCGGCGCACGCGGGGCGGCGGGAAGGAGCCAUGGAGCAGCGGCCUCUUCCCGGCGCGGCGGCGCCGGAGCCGGAGGAGCCGGGCACGGAGAGCGACGACCUGACGGACAGCGAGGAGAGCGUCUACUCCGGGCUGGAGGACUCGGGGAGCGACAGCAGCGACGAGGAGGAGGACGAGGAGGAGGAGGAAGGCGGCAGCGCGGCGGAAGAGGAGCCGAGGGGCAGGCGGCCCUCGCAGGCGCACGCCAAAGGAGCUCCUAGGAAGAGCAGGAACUUAGAGGCUGAUUCAGCAUUGAAGGAAAACCAGGAUCUGCUUAUUCAGAAUGAAUAUGAGGAAGACAGCUCAGAUGAAGAGGAUAUUCGCAACACGGUGGGCAACAUCCCCAUGGAGUGGUACCAGGACUUCCCGCACAUCGGCUACAACCUGGAGGGCAAGAGGAUCUACAAGCCCAUCCGGAACAAGGACGAGCUGGACAAGUUCCUGGAGAAGAUGGAGAACCCCGAUUACUGGCGAACGGUCCAGGACAAGAUGACCGGUGCAGACAUAAAGCUGACAGAUGAACAGGUGGACCUGGUGCAGCGGCUCCAGAAAGGGCAGUUUGGGGAUGUCCACUUCGACCCCUACGAGCCGGCCAUUGACUUCUUCAGCCACGAGGUCAUGAUCCACCCUGUGACAAAUCGCCCAGCAGACAAGCGGAGCUUCAUCCCCUCCCUUAUCGAGAAGGAGAAGGUCUCCAAGCUAGUCCAUGCCAUCAAGAUGGGCUGGAUCAAGCCCCGCAAGCCCAAGGAGGACACAGCUACCUACUACGACCUCUGGGCCCACGAGGAUCCCAAAUCCAUCCUGGGCCGGCACAAGAUGCACGUCCCGGCCCCCAAGAUGAAGCUUCCUGGCCAUGAGGAGUCCUACAACCCCCCGCCCGAGUACCUGCCCAGCGAGGAGGAGAAGCUGGCCUGGGAGCAGCAGGAGCCGGCCGAGCGGAAGCUGAACUUCGUGCCCCAGCAGUACCGGUGCCUGCGGGCAGUGCCCGCCUACUCGCGCUUCAUCCACGAGCGCUUCGAGCGCUGCCUGGACCUCUACCUCUGCCCGCGCCAGAGGAAGAUGCGGGUGAACGUGGACCCCGAGGACCUGAUCCCCAAGCUGCCGAAGCCACGGGACCUGCAGCCGUUCCCCACCACCCAGGCCCUGGUCUACCGGGGACACACCAGCCUGGUGCGGUGCCUCGGCGUCUCCCCCAGCGGGCAGUGGCUGGUGUCAGGCUCUGACGACUGCACGGUGCGCUUCUGGGAGGUGAGCACGGCUCGCUGCAUGAAAACCCUGCCCGUGGCCGGCGUGGUGAAGAGCGUCGCCUGGAACCCCAACCCCACCGUCUGCCUGGUGGCCAUCGCCGUGGAGCAAUCAGUGCUGCUGGUGAACCCCAGCCUCGGGGACAAGCUGCUCUACGGGGCCACCGACCAGCUGCUCGACUCCUACGUGGCGCCGGAGGAGGAGCGGGUGCAGCCCACCCAGUGGGUUGCAGCCACCGCCGAGGAGCACGGCAAGGGCGUCCGGCUGGUCGUCCAGCACAGCCGGCCCGUGAAGCAGGUGACCUGGCACGGCAAAGGCGACUACUUCGCCACCGUCCUGGCUGACAACAGCAACAUGCAAGUGCUGAUCCACCAGACCAGCAAGCGCUGGAGCCAGAACCCCUUCCGCAAGAGCAAGGGGCUGGUGCAGUGCGUGCUCUUCCACCCCAUCCGGCCCUACUUCUUCGUGGCCACGCAGCGCUACGUCCGCGUCUACAACCUCCUCAAGCAGGAGCUCACCAAGAAGCUGAUGACGAACUGCAAGUGGGUGUCCAGCAUGGCCAUCCACCCUGGAGGUGACAACAUCAUCUGCGGCAGCUACGACAGCAAGCUGGCCUGGUUCGACUUGGACCUCUCCACCAGACCCUACCAGCUGCUGCGGCAUCACAAGAAGGCGCUGAGGAGCGUGGCCUUCCACAAGCACUACCCGCUCUUCGCCUCGGGCUCCGACGACGGCAGUGUCAUCGUGUGCCACGGCAUGGUCUACAACGACCUGCUGCAGAACCCGCUGCUGGUGCCCGUGAAGGUGCUCAAGGGCCACGCGCUGACCUGGGACCUGGGCGUCCUCGACGUGCUCUUCCACCCCACCCAGCCCUGGGUCUUCUCGUCGGGUGCCGACGGCACCGUCCGGCUCUUCACGUAGCUGCCGCCCGGCGCCGGUGCAUCGCCGCGACGCGGGCUCCCUGCGGGCGGGGGCAGCGCCGGCCCCCCCCCCCCAACGCGCUCUGGCCGCAGCCGCUCCGACGGGGGCCUGCGCGGGCACCGGGGCGCUGCACACGGACUCCUGGGGAAUCGCUCAUUAAACCUGUUUGGAUACA